Triticum dicoccoides is the source of this 886-nucleotide messenger RNA. Its product is annotated as disease resistance protein TAO1-like. The record is from RefSeq and is a predicted model, not a curated record. Lineage: Eukaryota; Viridiplantae; Streptophyta; Magnoliopsida; Poales; Poaceae. Bases 206 to 562 code for a protein of 118 amino acids. The transcript is spliced from 2 exons.
UGUUGUGGAGGGCCCUUCUACCCCAGUAACUGAACUGGAGGUCCAAAGCUGCAAUGUGCCUCUAGCUGGUUGGAGUUUGCUUCAAUACCUUCCUGGACUCCACAAAUUAACUAUCCACAACUGCAACAAUGUGGCUGCUAGCUCACCAGAAGUCUUUCUGGCCCCGUCCUCACUCCAGACACUCCGCUUCUCUGCGUGCAACAGCAUGAGCUCACUUCCACAAGAAUUGGGUUGCCUCGCCUCUCUCAAGGAACUGCAGAUCGUGUCCUGCGAACAGCUCAACUCUUUGCCGGAUAGCAUGCAACAACUCACCUCCCUCCAAUCGAUGCAUUUCACGGACUGUGCCAGCAUCACAGCACUUGCGGAAUGGCUUGGAAGCCUCACCUCUCUUCAGGAACUUGUCUUCCAAAAAUGCCAUGCUAUGGAACAGUUGCCGAAGAGUAUCAAUGGACUGAAAAAACUGAAGGGUCGGCGUAUUCUGAACUGCCCACAGUUGAAAAAAUGGUUUAAAUCAGUGGAGGGCACGAAAAACUUUGAUAAAAUCAGACCAAACUAUGAAUAACAUGCUACUAGGGAUCAAAAUCCGAAGGAGUAUCUCGGCUCCCUUAGGCAUUGACCACUGAGCUCUGAAAUUGUACAAACAGAUAAAAGAAUCCAUUGAGAAAUUUCUAAGUUAAAGAAGGUGUGUUCAUUCAGGCACAGAGACUUCCAGCCAGCAAAACAUGAUCAGAUGCAGCUUUCCUCUGGUCCGUCGAUUCUGUGUAACGCUCUGGUGAAUCCUAAACGUUGCUAAGCCUUUACCUCAAUGUAGUUUAUCACUGCCGCGCAAGGGUACACAAAUCCUCAAUUUGGUUCUGUAAAUUUGAAUUAUGUAUCACUUAUCAAU